GUUUAGGUUGUGUUCUCUUCAUCAGCUAUGAUCUGAACCGAACCUUUUAAGCUGCUAAACCUUCUACCGGCGGCAUAACAAUGGCGGGAAUGGUAGCUCUGCAGAGCUCGUUUACUUCUCUUUAUUUCUCGCCCAGCUCCUUCAUAGGCCAACGUCUCUCCUCCUCCGCGUGCUCGCCUCCUGUUAAAUCAAUUGAGAAACCUUUUCCUAUUGCAGCAAAGCUUAAGAGAUGGGAGCGCAAAGAGUGCAAGCCAAACAGCCUUCCUCUGCUACACAAACUGCAUGUUAAAGUUGGAGAUACGGUGAAAGUAAUAACUGGGCAUGAUAAAGGUAAAAUUGGAGAUGUUACUGAGGUUAUCAGGCAUAACAGCAAAGUCAUAGUGAAGGACAUUAACUUGAAGACCAAGCAUGUUAAGAGCAAGCAAGAAGGUGAAUCCGGACAGAUAGUUAAGGUGGAAGCGCCCAUUCACAGCUCAAAUGUGAUGCUCUACUCCGUGGAGAAGCAAUUAGCAAGCAGGGUAGGGCAUAAAACGCUAGACAAUGGAAAACGGGUUCGCUACCUUGUGAAAACUGGUGAGAUCAUAGACAGUGCAGAUAACUGGAAGAGACUACAGAAAGAGAAGGAGAAAUCAAAAGAAGAAAAAGAAGAAGAAGAAGAAGCUGCCCCCGCUUUUUCUUCUUCUUCUUCUUCUUCGUAGAACACUGUGUGGGGUCUUCUUGAGCUUCCUUCACUUCGAUCCAGUGGCGGCUGAAGCAUAUUCCAGGAGUGGUGUCACAAAACAAUGUUGAGUUUCUUGCUUUGAAGUGCUUGUAGUUGAUGUUUGUAUCAUUGUAUGAGACAGAAAUGUGUUGACAAAAAGGUCUUUUUUCAUGGAACAUAUGAAAUAUAACAUGAUGUUUCCA
This is a messenger RNA of Cuscuta campestris, 903 nucleotides long. The record is from the annotation of a GenBank genome assembly. Lineage: Eukaryota; Viridiplantae; Streptophyta; Magnoliopsida; Solanales; Convolvulaceae.